AUUAAAAUACUGAUAUUAUUAACUAUUUUAAUUUAUGUUGUUAGUGAAAAAUUUAAAUUGAAUAUUAUCGUUUAAACUGAUUCAUUUAAAUGUUCGGUUACAGUGGUUGAAUAAUAUAUUUUUGGAUCAUAAAUUGUAGUUUUUAUCGCGAAAAAUGGAUACGGUAAAUGAAGAUCCACCGCGAGAAAUUAUAUUAAAUGUGAAGUUUAUCAAAGUUAGUGAACCAAUUCUAAUAGACGACGAAGAGAAAAGGUGCAAGUACGACGGCUAUCCACCUGGAUACAACAAAGUGUUCGAGUACAUCUACCCACCAGAAGAAUGGAUGGAAGACGGAGUGAAGUGGCGACGGGUUGCGUCCACCGAGCCGGCCGAUCGGAAUCAUGUGUUGGCUUUAGCCGAAGACCUCAAGUCCAACUUAUCGUACUGGCAUGCCAGAAUGCACGGAGUGUGUCUAGUCAGGAGAGAAUUGUACACGCAGUGUUUCAAUGAACUGAUACGACAAGUGUGUGUGAAUAGUAUUGAUCGAGGCCAAUUGUUAAUCAAAAUUCGAAACGAAUACAACGCAAGCAUAAAGGCUCAUAAACUUUUAUUUGAAAGUGGUUUAAUAUUUAGAAUUAAGCAUACUACAUUGGAUGAUCACAAAGAUGACGUGACAGAAAAGGAUAUACAGGAUAUAGAAGACGCACAUGUUAAAUUAAAAAAAAAAUUGGUCGAUGCAAACAAUAAGUAUAAUAAAUUAAAAACUGAUUUAAAAAAUGAAUUGAAUAAUUUGAAAGAUGCCAACCAACAUGAGUUAAGUUUCUUCAAUAGAAACCAUGAAGCAUUAAAAGAUCAACUCAAAUUAAUACUUUCAAUGAAUACAUAACUCAAUUCAAAAAUAAUCAUCACGGUCAUUCACUUGCGAUUGUUUGUUGUUAUGCAAUAAUGAUACGUAUAUACGUAUUUACAGUAUUAAAGAUAUUGAAACUA
Molecule: messenger RNA, 969 nt
Organism: Acyrthosiphon pisum (pea aphid)
Lineage: Eukaryota; Metazoa; Arthropoda; Insecta; Hemiptera; Aphididae
Product: 33 kDa inner dynein arm light chain, axonemal-like
Exons: 5
Coding region: 155-865 (236 amino acids)
Cellular component (GO): axoneme
Molecular function (GO): dynein heavy chain binding
Source: RefSeq, a predicted model, not a curated record